Arabis nemorensis is the source of this 1242-nucleotide messenger RNA. Lineage: Eukaryota; Viridiplantae; Streptophyta; Magnoliopsida; Brassicales; Brassicaceae. The record is from the annotation of a GenBank genome assembly.
AUGAUCAAAACUUUGGGCGUGGCCUCUGCUCGCAUCUUCUUCUUCUCCAGACAUCCAUCAACGACCUCCAUUUGGGUGUCGGAUCGCCGGAAGUUCUCUGUCAUGGCCAGUGGAAUCGGCGGCGGCGAAGAGUUUGUAAAAGGAAAUGUUUAUCCAAAUGGCGUCGCUUUCAUCACUCUUGACCGACCUCAAGCUCUUAACGCCAUGAAUCUAGAAAUGGAUUUAAAGUACAAAAGCUGGCUUGAUGAGUGGGAAUCUGAUCCCAGAGUGAAAUGUGUAAUCGUUGAAGGAAGCACACCUCGGGCCUUUUGUGCAGGAGGUGAUGUGAAGCAGAUUGCUACCAAACAUCAAUUGUCAGAUAUGAUAGAGGUAUUUACAGCUGAGUAUCCCUUGAUAUGCAAGAUUGCUGGAUACCAAAAGCCAUAUAUCUCUUUAAUGGAUGGCAUAACAAUGGGAUUUGGCAUUGGUCUUUCUGGACAUGGACGCUACCGGGUGAUAACAGAGAGGACGGUCCUCGCAAUGCCAGAAAAUGCAAUCGGCUUGUUUCCAGAUGUUGGGUUUUCAUAUAUAGCAGCUCAUAGCCCUGGCAGAGGAUCUGUUGGUGCUUACCUUGGUAUGACUGGGAGAAGAAUUUCCACACCUUCAGAUGCAUUGUUUGUGGGCCUUGGGACACAUUAUGUACCAUCUGGAAAGCUAGAUUCACUCAAAGAAGCCUUUUUGUCAGCUGACCUUUCCAAGGAUCCUCAUCAAGACAUCCAAGCAACUUUAUCAAAUUACAGCUGCGAUCCUGAAUCUGAAGCCCACCUCAAAAUGCUUUUGCCUCAAAUAGAAUCAGCUUUUUGCGCAAGUAAGUCUGUUAGGGAAACAAUCGAAGAGCUAAAGAAGUACCAGCAGAGCACUGAUGCUUCAGUUGCAGAAUGGGCUAAUGAAGCACUCGAAAGCCUUGGAAAAGGGGCACCGUUCUCUCUGUGCCUAACACAUAAGUACUUCUCCAAAGUUGCAUGUGCCAAGGGUAAAGCCAACAGUGAGAUGGCAACACUUAAUGGUGUGAUGAAAACUGAGUAUCGCAUUGCUCUAAGAUCUGCCUUGCGUGGUGAUUUCGCUGAAGGUGUUAGAGCAGUUCUGAUCGACAAGGACCAGAAUCCAAAAUGGAAACCAGCAAGCUUAGACGAAGUAGAUGAAAGUGAAGUGGAUGCUCUCUUUAAGCCAUUAAGUCCUGAAGCGGAAGAGCUAAACGUAUGA